UAACUAAUAGAAUAUUUUAAAUUCUGAUUCUACUACCCGUACUUUAUGGUCUGUACUACUGUUAUUCUUAAUUAUUAUAUUGCGAAUUUUCGUAUUUAAAACUUGUUAAUCCUCAAUAUUUAAAAAGUUAUAACACAAUUUUGCUAAAUAAAUUAAAUAUCUCUUAAUUUGCUGUAAUAAGUAAAAAAAUAAAAUGAAAAUUGCUGUUGAAGGCUGUGCUCAUGGUGAGCUAGAACAGAUUUAUAACACUUUAGAACUAAUUGAAAAACGUCAAAACAUAAAAGUCGAUUUGCUUAUAUGUUGUGGAGAUUUCCAAGCAACAAGAAAUGUAAACGAUUUAUCGUCAAUGGCAGUUCCUCAAAAAUAUAGACAAUUGUGUACUUUUUACAAGUAUUUUAUUGGAUUUUUAUUGUUGAAAAUAUCAAAUGUUUAUUUAUUUAUUUUUUUUAGAUAUUAUACUGGAAAAUUAAUUGCACCUGUUCUGACAAUAUUUAUUGGUGGAAAUCACGAAGCCUCUAAUCAUUUGCAAGAAUUGAGUUAUGGAGGCUGGGCAGCACCCAAUAUAUAUUAUAUGGGUUUAGCGAGUGUAAUAAAUGUUGGUGGUAUUCGUAUUGGAGGAAUUUCUGGUAUUUACAAACCCAAGGAUUACAUGCGUGGUAGACAUGAAAAGCCACCAUAUAAUGAAUUUACAAAAAGAAGUAUAUAUCAUGUGCGACAAUUGGAAGUUUUUCGAUUAAAACAAGUAAUAUGUUUUAUUUAAUUUAUAUAUAUAUAUAAUAUAAUAUUAUUAAUAAAAGCAAACCAUUUACUAGGAUCAGCCUAAUGUAUAGAAAAAAAAAAAAUAUUGAUGCUUAUAUUUCAGGAUUACCUCACUUUUAUCUUUAUUUUUAAAAAGUAAAUUUUAUAAUGACUAAUUGAAAAAUAGCCAAAGAAGUUAGUCUUGUCAUUUUGUUUGAAGUUAAUUAAAAAAAUAUAGUACAUGGCAAAAAGAGCUUUCAAUUAUCUUAGGCGCACAACUACAUAUUCUUGACUACCUACAGGAAUUAUACAAUUAAAAUAACUUUUGUUCUAUUAUAUAUUUUUUAAAUUAUUAGUAUGACUCUGUGCUACAGUUAAUAUAUUAUAAAAAAGUUUAGAAGGGGCGGGGACUUUGAAAAAUAGAUUUUUAGAAAACUUUUAUUUAAGUAUAGUCAUUUAUUUUCUACAAUUAUUUGAAGUUUUGGCAAAUGUAUGAUUUAUAAUAUUUAAUACAUAGUCAGAGCAAAUCAAUGAUAAUGAUUUUCUAUUUCAUGUGUUAAUACAAUUCAAUAAUACUACUGACUACUAAUUAAAUAUAUAAUAGAUUAUUUUUCCAAUCAAAAAUUUUGAACAAUCAAAAAUUAUUUUGAAAAUCUAUUUUUAAUUUUAAUUUUAGGUUCUCCUUCAAUUUGUUUUUAAUAUAUUAAAUAAAUAACUUUACUAAAUUAUUAACUUAAUUAAUUAUAUAAAAAAUUUUGAAUAGUUAUUUUAAGUGCCAGAUUAUCAUGGGAAACUCUGUACAUAAUAUUAUAAAAUAAUGAAAUUAAAAAUUAAAUGAUUAAAAUCAAAUUAAUAUUUAUUUAUUUUUCUUGGGGGGGGGGGAAAUGAGUCUUAAUAUCCAAAAGGUUCUUUAAAAAUGAAUUGUCUACCAAAGAAAUUUAGAUUGGUUUGAGUCUAAAUGAUAGUGAGCUGUUUCCCUCUGUCUUUUAUUUUACCACUGUGGUUGGAUUCUCAAAAUUCAAUGUAUAAUUUAUUGUAUUCUGAUCAUAAUUAGAAGUUUUGAAUAGGCCUGUUUUACAUUUAUAUAUAAAUUGAUGAUGUUAGUUAACUUACUUUAUUCCUACUGGUGCUAAAAAAUGUAUAGAAUUUCAUAUUUUCAAUAAAAAAUAUAAAUAUAUUAUUUCUUGUAUUAUCUUUGAAAAAAAUAAAUGAAGUACAUUUACAAUUGUUUGCCAUAAUUGAUAAAUUAUUGUUAUUUUAAUGUAUUUGAUGAAUUAUUACAAAUAUAAAAUUGAAUUUCCUAAUACAAAGUUGUAUGUGUAUAAAGAUAAUUCUCCAUUUUAUUGUUAGAGUUAGAUUUAUUUAAUAUUAGGCUAAAAAUAUGGUAACUACAACUAAAUCAGAAUUUUUCAGUAAAAUAUAUAUCAAACAAAUUUAUAUUAAUUGUUUAUAUAAGUUCAGUCAAAAAUCUCUAACACAAUUUUAUAAAUUUUGUCAUCAGUCCAAGUUAGAUAAGGGAUUUUUUGAAGGAAACUAAUAUUACCUUUGAAUCUAUUAAGUGAUUUGUUGGUUUUAUUUGAUAUAAAAUUUGACUAGAACUUAAGUACCAUAAGUGAUUUUUAAAUUUAUUGAAAGAAACAUGAUGUAUGUUCAUUAACUAUUUUGGGUUUUCCUUUUGUUUUUUUUUAACCCUCCCCCUGAAGUAAGUGGCCAUUAUUAAUAUUAUAAUUAGGGCCCCCUACCCUAGAUUUCAAUGCAAAAUGCUCCUUUUUUUUAGCGAUUUUAGACAAUGAUUUCAAAGUACAUAAUUUGAUUCACGUACCAGAGACUUCAAAGAUGAAACUUUUAAUUUAAUUUUAAAAGAUUUUUUUUGCAUUUUUCAUUUUUAGAAUACUUUUUAGCAUUUUUUAGUAAUUUUUUCAUUUAUGUGCUUAUUUGUACAAUUUAUGACUAUAAUAUAAUAUUGUAUUUGCUGUGGCGGAUCCAGGAGAACACAGGGGCAUGUGGAAAAGGAACCAUUGGACUACAGUUUUUAUUUAUAUUUUGUAUAUUAAUUUAAUAUAUAACUUAUAAUUAAUUUACUGAAAAUAUAAUUUAUGGGCCCCCCCCUUUUAAAAAUUUCUGAAUCCGGUACUAAGUAUUUGUAGAUAAUAUAACCAUCGAUUAAUUAAUAUACCUGAUGCAUUUAAUCUAUAAUACUACUUAAUAAUUUAAAUUUAGCUAAUCCAAAAUAUUACCCAUGUUUUCGGGUUUUCCAGUCAAUCAGUCAAAUACAGCCCCUCAGUUAAUACUAUUUAGUCACUAGUCAAUUUUUCCAAUUUUCUGUUUUUUUUUUUAAUAAUUUCCUAAUAAAACAAUAAAUUUAAACAAUUUAUGUCAAUUUUUAAGGAAAUUUUUGUGGUAAAAUGCAGCUUUUAAAGGCAUUUUUAGAUUUUUUUUAGAGCAUUUAAAUCUGUGCACUAAUUGUAAUAAAGAAAAAAAGUUAGGGGAUCUACAGUAAAAAUUUUGAAGAUCAAAAAGUUAGUAUCACAAUUUUACAACUUUAAACCAUUUAUAGUUUUGUUUAUAACUCAAUAAUAAUUAAAACAUUGCAUAUUACAUUUUUAAAUUCAAGAAUGUUAUUAUAAAAGCAAAACGACUACUACCCUAUGUUUUUAUAUUUAGAAAAAUGUUAAAGAAAACAUUUCAAAUUAAUCAACAAAGGCUAAAAUUAAAUUUAAUGUAUUAUUUAUUAUUCUUAUAGUUAAAAGAACCUAUUGACAUUAUGUUAUCACAUGAUUGGCCUCAAGGAAUUGAGAAGUAUGGAAAUGUUAAGCAACUUGUUAAAUACAAACCCUUUUUAAAGUAAGAUUUGAACAUGAUUUAAACCCAAAAGAGAAUAGUUUCAAAAUCCUUUUAAUUAUGUUUUAGAGAAGAUAUUAAAGAAGGUAAAUUAGGUAGUAUACCAAACCGAGAAUUGUUGCAUGAAUUAAAACCAAAAUAUUGGUUCGCUGCUCAUCUUCAUUGUAAGUUUGCGGCUAUAGUCAACCAUACACCAACUGAAACUGUAAGUAGUUUUGUAUUGAUAUUAAUUAUUCUUUUUAAAUUCUAAACAAUAGACAGCAAAAUAAGAAGAAUUAGACUAAGCCAAUCUGUUCUAAAUUGUGUAAAGAAUUAUAAUGACAAAUCAUUUUAAUAUUAACAUUACUUUAUUAAUAAAUUAAUAAAAUAAAAUAAUUUUUGACUGUAAAUUAGUAUAUACAUAUAAUUGUUUUUGUUAUUUUAAUGAAUCUUGACAGGAUGAAAAGGAAAUAAAAAUUACUAAGUUCUUAUCCCUGGACAAGUGUCUACCACAAAAAAGAUUUUUACAGAUUUUAGAUAUUCCUCAUGAUGAUUCUAAACCAAUUGAUUUGGCAUAUGAUCUGGAAUGGCUUUCAGUUUUGCAUCUUACUAAUCAUUUACUUAAUAGUAAUACGAAUAUUUAUUACCUACCAGGACCUUCGGUUGAUGAAAGGUGUUUACAUAGAUUAUUAAUAAUAAAAUUAAUAUUUACAAUAAAUAACUAAUUUUUAUUUAGGUAUGAUUUUACUCCAACUGAUGAAGAAAAAACAACUGUUCUUAAAAUGUUCUCAAAUAACUUAAUAAUUUCAAACAAUUUUAUUAAACUCGGAAAUUAUAAAACUAAAACCAAUCCUCAAACAACUAAAUUUUGUAACACUCUUAGAGUAGAUGAUCCUUUUGCCUUGGUAUUAGGUCACUGGCCUGGUUAUAGUUUGUUUUUUGAUAAACAAGAAGAUGAAGAUUCUGUAACAGAUUCUACAUAUUCAUCUUUUUUAAACUCUACUGUAUGUUCAAAUAAUGACAAUGAAUUAAAUGAGACAAUUGAAACAACACCUAAAACUCAAUUUGUGUUACCUGAGCCAAAAAAUGAUACUGUGGAUAUAAAUACAGAUGGAGAGUCACUUUUGAAUAAUUUUAACAUAGCAACAGCAAAUAUAUCUACAGAUGAAUCAAAGUAUGAAGAUUCAAAUAUUAAAAAUAAUUGUACAUCACAAAGUAAAUAUUGUUAUAUUAUUAAUACAAAUUAUUUUAUUAUAACUGAUCAAUACUAUUUUUAGUUUUUGCUGAAGAAAAUUCUACAAAUCAUUCACCAUCUAAAAAGAUGUGCCUGAAAAGAAGAAAUUACUUAAAUAUGAAUGAUAAUGAUAGUGAAUAAUAAAUAUAUAUUCAUAAUGAUUUUAAGGUUAAAACUUUUACAAUAACUAUAUUUACAUAAUGCACCCAAACAUUUUCUAUACUUCACUUAAUAUAUUUAUUUUAUUUUAUAUUAGUAGUACUUACUAUUAUAUAUAUAUUUGAAAACAUAUUUAUUUAAUUUAAUGAAAUAUUUAUAUUAUAAUACAAAACUAUAAUUUCGCCAUUUUUGCACAUAAUUUAUAAUUUUAUUGGUCUAUCUGUAAUGUAGUUUUAAUUAAUUUGUAUAAAUAUAUAUAUUUAUAUAAUAUAUUAUAAUUUAACUCAUUUUUAACUUAUUUAUUAUUUAAUAAUUAUUAACUUAAGAAGCCUUAGAAAAUAAUUUUAAAAUCAAUACAAUUAAUUUGUUUAAAAUUUUAGUGGUUAAUAUAAGUUACUU
Cinara cedri is the source of this 5350-nucleotide messenger RNA. The record is from the annotation of a GenBank genome assembly. NCBI's taxonomy places the organism in Eukaryota, Metazoa, Arthropoda, Insecta, Hemiptera, Aphididae.